AUGGCUGAGAAGGGACAACACCCCGCUGUGCAAUCGGCUCGGCCUGCAUUCAGGUUUCUUCGGAAGGGAUCCGGAUCACAACUAUUUGAUAAAAAAAUUAGCUAUAUCAAAAGAAAGAGUGCAGGCGCAGCAGAACCUCUGUCCAGACCGCCUCAGCCUGUGAGAAAUUCAGAAACAUCCUCUGUCUUAUCUGACAAUGUGUUCCGACAACCAAUAGAUGUUGAGCCACAUACGAUAGAAGAUGACGUGGAAAGCAUAUCUGCUCAACAACAGUAUUCUCAAAGAAACAUCUCAUCCCCUGUUCAAAUCGACAUGCCCAAGCGAAGCGACUUAGACAGUGGCAGAGGAAGUGGAAACACACCCCCAGGAGUUUAUAAAGCUCACAAUCGUCCUGAUAGUGGAUACUCGGAAUUCGAUGCCGUAUCACCAAAUCGCAGUGAAGCACAAGAGUCUGAAGUAACUGUUGCCAGCAGAAUAGCAGAGGAGGCAGAGAUUACACUUGAGCCCGUACAGGGAACAAUUCACGAAAAGACAGUUGUUUCUGUCGUGCCAAUCGAAUUAGAUGAUGACGUUGCCACAGAAGAUCAAUCAGUAGCACAACACGAUUUUCGUAAUGAUACAGAAUCGUUCAUACAGAAAGAGCUUGAUGUUGAUGAUGCUCGGUCAGUAAGUCCACGUUCUCGUAACAUUAGAGCCCAGAUUGAAAGAAACGUUCCAUGCGAUCGAGAUUCUGUAACGAACCUUUCGGAUAAGGCGAGCACACUGUCCUCUUUCUCUUCUCAACUCAGUCGUCCUCUACCUCAACACUCAGGAGUUCAGAGAGAUACUCCAAUUUUCCAAGAUAGAAACUUUAUGAAUUCCGACAGAUCGUCGAGUGGUGUUCCUUCUCCAACUAUCGAUGUGCAACGUCCUUCAACGGCAAGUAGUGGAUCUACGGGAGAUAUCCGGAAGUUUGUUGCUGCUAGAGACAAGCCUCUACAUGUUGCUUUUCCACCUAAUUUGAUGGAAACACAGAAGCGUCCUACGAGAGAUAAGAUAAGACCAUCAGAAUCUACAAGGUUUCCUGUGGCAAUACAAACAGAUAAUUUAGAUGAUUAUUCAUCAUCUGACAUCACGUCUGUUAGUGAGAGAGUACGUGCUCUCAAAAUUAAUAAAAACAAGAACAAUCAUAGGAAUGAAAUACCAAAUGACUCUCCGAUCUCUGUGAUUUCAUCUGUCGAAGCUGAGCCAGCGACACCAUACAUGCGAGAGCAUCAAGGUAGAACCAAACCUCGAGAGGAAAGGAUACGAUAUAUCCUCGAGAAGCAACUUCGAGAUGCCAUCAUUCACACUGAUAUAGCCCGGCAAAACAUGCAGAAGCAAUCGCAGAAGAUGAGCGAAUACAUAAAUGAACUGGAUGAAGCUGCUGCUAAGAUGAGGAAGGAGAGGGAGUUCUUCGAAGAAGAGAAAGAAAAGCAUCGACUUGAGGCCCUAAGAAGUAUGAAUCAAAUUCGUAAAGACAGGGAGGCGCUGAUAAAGAGAGAAAAGCUCAUUAACCAGGAUAUCACUAAUAACCAAACAGAAGCAAAGGAUGCAAUCCAUAAGGCUUCUAUAAGCAAAGCAGAAAUAAGGACGAAACUGACGGAGAAGGAAAAUCUGAUCAAAGAGCUGAAAGCCGAGAUCGAGAAACUCAAAAAAUCGAAUGAGCGAUUGGACAACAUUGUCAAACAAAAAGAAAAAAGAAUGAACAGCACUUUGAAAAACAAAGAUGCCAUCAUCAAUCGACUAACAUCCGAAUUGAAUGCUUUAACUAAAACUACUAAGAGAAAUGGACUAACCCCACGUUCGAAAAUGGACUCGUCUGACGUUGCAGCCAUUCAAAGAGCAGAUCCUAUAAUCAAGCCAGUUUCUCGUCGUCAGGUUCAUUUCAAUGAUACUACUGACACUACUGUAUAUUUACCUGAAGAUACUUUCUCACCCAACUCAAGUACUAACAGCUUUAGGGAAGCCAAGAAAUGGAUCCUUAAAAACACUGUGAAUUUACCGAAAAAGGGAAUUUGCUAUACAUAUUGUUGUAGAGAACCGACCACAGAUCUUAUUAACGAAGUCGGAGUGUUUGACUUGCGCCAUGUUAAUGGUCGAAUGUGUGGAGCUAAGCUCUAUCAGUAUUCUAACUCUGAUUGCCGUUUCAUAUAUGGGCCUUUGGAAAUAUAUUACUAUGGUCAUACAAGGCUAUUAGUAACGCUACAUGGUAUUGACGUUAAGAUUCGAUGUUUCCAAGAUGAGGUUGAAAUCAUACGGCCAAGAAAUGAGAUCUCUAAAUAUAAUUAUAAAUCUAACAAACUAAUUGAGACAAGGUGUCGACGAGACAAUGGAAUGUAUAGCAUAGGCUUUGAUUGUAGUAAGAUGCCUAAUGUCAUGGAACGACAUGGACAUAGCGAUCGCACCUUCGAAGAAGAUCGAGUUGUACUUCGCAGAGGCUCCAUAAAUGAUAUGUUAGAACAUGUCAUCGUUGAGCCAACUGGAAUACGAUGGAAGAGUCAUCACAUAAAUGCUGCGAUAAAUGAAUGGGAUGUAUACGCACAUCCUACAAAACGGCAAGUGAAGAUUCAAGUUGAAUUGGGCACAGGAGAACCUUACUCGAUCCUUUUCUGCCCAUCGUAUGAUUGGGUUUAUAUUCGGCAUCUGGAUGUACUUAAUCCUAGUAACAGUGAGCCAUGCUGUGAUAUGGGUAGCUCGACUCGUAGGAGAGAGCGGAAUCAAGAAUAUUGUUCGGUCGGAGAGAUUGUGAAAACUUGA
Messenger RNA from Auanema sp. JU1783, 2778 nucleotides. NCBI's taxonomy places the organism in Eukaryota, Metazoa, Nematoda, Chromadorea, Rhabditida, Rhabditidae. The record is from the annotation of a GenBank genome assembly.